AUGUUUCAUCGAGUUAUCAAAGAUUUCAUGAUACAAGGUGGCGAUUUUACAAAUCAUGAUGGCACGGGAGGCAAAAGCAUUUAUGGCGAACGUUUUGGCGAUGAAAAUUUCAAUUUGAAGCAUUAUGGUGCUGGAUGGUUGAGCAUGGCGAACGCAGGAAAGGACACAAACGGAUCGCAGUUUUUCAUUACUACGGUAAAAACGACGUGGCUGGAUGGCCGUCAUGUUGUUUUUGGAAAAGUGCUGGAGGGAAUGGAUGUUGUUAGGAAAAUUGAAAAUACCUCAACAGGACCCGGUGACCGACCAAAAGAAGAUGUUAAAAUCGUGGACUGCGGUGAAUUACUGCUGGAAACUCCGUUUGAGACACCGAAGGAAGCAGUGGCCUAA
Molecule: messenger RNA, 387 nt
Organism: Gongylonema pulchrum
Lineage: Eukaryota; Metazoa; Nematoda; Chromadorea; Rhabditida; Gongylonematidae
Source: the annotation of a GenBank genome assembly